Messenger RNA from Aspergillus calidoustus, 6375 nucleotides. The record is from the annotation of a GenBank genome assembly. Lineage: Eukaryota; Fungi; Ascomycota; Eurotiomycetes; Eurotiales; Aspergillaceae.
AUGCCCUGGCGGCCUCUGCCUCGGAUCGCUUUUGCUGUCGCCAUCUAUCCCUUCCAGCCCUCCACACCGGCCGACCUGCCACUAGAACUAGGCGAUGAGCUUUAUAUCAUUGAACAAGGCGGAAACAAUGGCGAAUGGUGUCGCGGUUAUCUAGUUGCUCCGCCGUCUCUGCUGUCUGGUUUAACGAGCACCAAGGGCCAGACCCUUGAGGCAAGAGUCUUUUCGGGUAUCUUCCCGCGAAAUUGUGUUGAGAUCCGCGAAGUGUUGGGUGAUGGAGAUGGAAACAAAACGUUGACAAACGGAACCCUGUCAAUCGGCGACCAACCGGAGGACUCGGAGUCGGACCUGAGGAGCAGUCUGGCCUUGUCUCAAUACGAUGAACACGCCACCGGUGAGGUCUCUAAUGUGGUAAUCGCGAAGAAGGAGAAGCCGUCUCAGAUUUUUAUCCAUAAGGUUGAAGAUGAUGAUCAUUCCACCCCCCGCACGGCCCGCGCCAGCCCCUGGGGAACACUUCCACAUACACCAGUCAGCGUAGCCCCUCGGGAUCCCGAUGCACCCAAGCCGGCUGCGCCAGUACCCAUGCUCAAGAUUGGCGACGAAACUCCAACGUCGUUUUCAGAGCCAUUGGUCGAUGAGAUAGCCUCGUGCCUGCGCGAAUGGCACUCUACCAAGCUUCAUGAGUUGCUUCUCUCCCAACAAUAUCAGGUCGUGGAAGAGAUGUCAAACAUUGUUCAAGAACUCGAUUUUGCCAGACGACAGCUUCUCUACAACGUACUCACGUCGAAAGAGAAGGAGGCACUACGACACGAGGUGGUAUGGAAGCUCGUCAGAGGAAACAAGCUGAUGGGUGGAGAGGUCAUUGUUCGAGAUCCUGAGCAAAGAGGUCGACUUCUGACGGGCGAUGACUCUGCUGUGCAGUUGGCAAAACUCCAAUCCGAGAUGAGCAUGCUAGAGAGCAGCCCUACUCACGCUUCAGACGCCGCAGCGCUGCAUCAUUUGCUUCUAGAAGUCAAUGCUGUGUCAGGAAAUGCCCCCGGUCCCGUGGCCCUAGCUGCUCAGCUGUGCUCCCUAUCUGAGACGGGAACUCUCAGACCGUUAUCCGAGACAUACGUUCUAGAUAUCCCAUCGCCUGAACAAUUUGCAGCGUCAGGCCAUAGCAACAAACUCAAGACUCUCUUCACCGAAUUAGUUGCCACGGAUAUCGGAGAUGGAUCAGCCACUGGGCCCAAGUUGUACCUCGUGGUGAGUGUUCGCGCUCCAGAGGUUACCUCCGCCGCCCCAUCUCAGCCAGCACCUGCUGCUUCUCGGGAAGGGCUCACCUCGCCGAAAUCGCCUGCUGCCUCCAACAACACUGCGAAGGGUGGUCUGAAACCCCGCCGCAGCAUGAUGUGGUCGUCUAAGCCGCGUGGUAUUCAAAGCGCAGACCAAUCGAAAGAAGCUUCUAAGCCCCCGCCACAGUCCGCAGGAAGCAUCGCCAGCAACAAGGGGGGUGCCGGUCAAUCAGUAAAGGAGGCUACUCAUGUCCGCACGAUAGGUGUUGGUCUUCUGGAAGUCUCCCAGGUCCUCCGUCAAGACAAAGACACAGAGCAGGUCAUUAAUAUAUGGUCUCCUUCCGAGCAGGCGGAAGAUGGGGAGGGAUACACGGACGGCUUCGACGCUUUGAUUCGCUCGUUACUACCCAGCCCUAGCGGGAAGUAUGUAAGGUCUGCGCGCGCCGCUCGUGUCCAUCUUCAUUUACAUCCACACAUCGAUUCCGACCCGGACGCCCUGAUCCAGAGGAAUCCCACAAUUAUGCACGAUAUCGUCCAAACUCGAAGAAUCGGCUUUUCCCAAGCCCCAACUAAGCCUAGAUCUGACAUCUACGUGACAAUCUCACAUGCCACUUUCCCUCCAGAAGCACUGCUCUCACACCCGCACUCUGGUCAACUUCCGAUGCCAGCAUACACCGGACUUCGCAAUAUGCAGCUUACCCUGGAAGUACGCGCUGCGUCAGGGGCUCGGGUCGAUCGAUGUGUCUUUCCUGCAUCGUCAGCCACCACUGCCAAUACAGCCUGGAGAACAACGAUUACCGAGAAAGGCAAGCCAUGGAACCAGACUAUUCGUCUCAAUCUUCCCACUGAUCAGAUUCCGGGGUCUCAUCUUAUUAUGAGCAUUGCGGAUGCUCCCGAAUUUCCCUUCGCCCUCGCCUGGAUGCCCCUGUGGGAUAAUCAAGCUUUCAUACGGGACGGACCUCAUUCUCUGCUGCUGCAUGCCUAUGACAAGCAUACAUCGAGCAUUGAGAACGGAAAAGGUGCUUACCUCUCGCUUCCGUGGAGCGCGCUGGGGAAGAAUGAAUCCGCAAAGGAUGAGGCGCUCACUGGCCCCCUCGCUACACUGCGUCUCGAUACACAUUUGUGCAGUACGGAGUACUCACAAGACCAAGUCAUUCUAAGUCUUCUGAACUGGAAAGAGCGCCCAGUGGAUGAAGUAUUUGACACACUUAAGAGGGUUCUCUUUGUUCCAGAAAUCGAAAUCGUCAAGCAGCUGAGCGGUGUCUUUGACGCGCUGUUUGCGAUUCUCGUGGAGAAUGCCGGUAAUGAAGAAUAUGAGGACCUCAUCUUCAACAAUCUCGUCACUGUCCUCGGAAUCGUUCAUGACCGGCGUUUCAACCUCGGUCCGGUUGUGGACCACUACACCGAAAACCAGUUCAACUUCCCCUUCGCCACACCUUGUCUGAUUCGAAGCUACCUUCGCCUCCUGCAAGCAAGCUCUGAUCUGAAGCACUCUCGAAAUCUUCGUGCUACGUUCAAGGUUGGGCGACAUGUCCUAAAAUUCAUCAUCAACGCUCGCCAACAGCAAAAGUUGAAGGAGGAAGGAAUCGGUAUCACUCGCGUUCAGUCAACUUUCAACCGAGACCUGCAUACGAUCUUCAAGUCUUUGGAGGCACUAAUGAAGAAUCCCUCCCCCGCCAUGAUUGGAAGCAAAACGCUUGUCGUCCAACACUUCCACACAUGGCUCCCCGAGCUCUUGGCGGUCCUUGGAAGGGAUGAGGUGAUCAUGAUUGCACUCAGCUUCAUGGAUUCAUGUGCUGAUGUGAAGGGUAUGCUGGUUCUGUACAAACUGGUUCUGAUUCAACACUAUACUCGCCUCGAGAUUUUCAGGUCCGGCUCGGAGAGACAAAGUCUGGCUUCUAGCUGUAUUGGGUGGCUGGAUCCCUACUGGGGAGCAACAGGGGCGGUGUCCGACCAAUACCGUGAUCAAGUUCGUCUGGUCGCCGCUAUUGUAGCGGAGCUCUUGACGCAACCGGAACCCCAGCUCUACGCCUUCAUGCCGAAGAUCGUCUCUUCGUACUACUCGAUUAUCCCCGAUGGCGUGGAUGACACCAAUUAUCUGUCUCUUCUCUUUAGCAAGUCAUUCCCGUUCCAGCUCAAGGCUUCAAAGACAAGUCAGAAGUUUGACGAAGUCCUUGUGGAGCUGUCAGCUAUCAUGGCUGCAACUGCAGCGAUACCGAACCCCAAACGACCGCGCUUGAAGGGCUUGGAGCUUACCAACUUCCUGUCUCAAGCCUUAGAGGUCCACACAUCAAUUCUGAAUUGCGAGCCGUAUCCUGAAAGCUGGUUUAGUAUCCAUGUCUACAACCACCGGGCGACGGUUAAGAGUCUAGAGUACCUCGCUUCGCUAAUGACCGACAAGCUCCUUCCUGCCCCGGACGAUGCUGAAACUUUUGACACCAGGGUCUGGGAGUCUUUCUUUAUGACUUUACUCAAGGUCGUCUCAAGCGAUGCCCUUGCCCUGGAGACCGUUCCGGAGCAAAAGCGGCGCACUAUCUGGAAGAUCGCCGGCGAUGUUCGAGAGCAGGGCGCGGAUUUGUUACACUCUGCCUGGGAAGCGAUUGGCUGGGAGACCACCGAUGAGGAAAGAGAGCGCUACGGGCUGAAGAAGCUAGGCGGGUACCAAGUGCAAUAUGUCCCAGGACUGGUGGCUCCUAUCAUUGAACUCUGCCUCAGUGUCCACGAAGGGCUACGUCAUGUUGCAGUUGAUAUUCUGCGGACCAUGAUUCUCAGCGAAUGGGGGUUGAACCAGGAUCUCUCAAUCAUUGAGACCGAGAUCAUUUCCAGCCUGGACAACCUCUUCAAGACGAAAAACAUGAAUGAGGGCGUUAUACAGAAACUCUUCAUCGGUGAAUUGCUCGAUCGCUUUGGCGGUUGCGAAGCAUUUGAUGAGGAUCUCGGAACAGCUGUCAAGGCUCUCAUUGCAACUGUGGAUGAGCUUCUAGACCUCUUUGUGGCGUCACAAGGCGGCUCUAUGGCAGAAAGCCUGCAUACCCUUCGAUUAAUGGAGUACAUGAAAGAUAUGGGUCGAGAAGAUAUCUUUAUUCGCUAUGUCCACGAAUUAUCACAAGGUCAGGCUUCUGCGGGCAACUUCACCGAGGCUGGUCUCGCACUCCAAUUCCAUGCGGACCUGUACGAUUGGGACCCCAAACGGUCUGUACCCGAGAUCACAAACCCUGCGUUUCCCGAGCAGACGCCUUUUGAGCGGAAGGAAUCAUUGUACUUUGCAAUCAUCCAGUACUUUGAGGACUCGAAAGCGUGGACACAUGCCCUUGCUUGCUACAAGGAGCUUGCGAUGCAUUACGAAGACACGGUUAUGGAUUUCGCCAAGCUCUCGCGAGCGCAGAGCUCGAUGGCCAAGAUCCACGAGUCUAUCGCAAAGGACGACAAGCAGUUCCCGCGCUACUUCCGGGUUCUUUACAAGGGUCUUGGAUUCCCUCAAACGUUACGUGACAAAGAAUUUAUCGUUGAAUGUGCCCCGACCGAACGCAUGGCGACGCUUGUUGACCGGUUGCAAAAGGAGCACCCUUCAGCGCAGGUCCUCUCUUCCGGUGAAGUCCACGAUUACGAAGGCCAGUUCCUCUACAUCAGCCCGGUUAGUGCGCAUCGUGAUAUCAGCCACCCGGUUUAUCAACGGUCCAAGAUCCCGCCAUCCGUGCGGGAUCAUCUUUUGAUUUCCGAACCUACCCGAUUUAGCUCUACCUUGAGAAGACACAUUCGAGACGCGGAUGUUCAAGAGCAGUGGGUGGAGAAGGUCAUCUAUACGACGUCCGAACCCUUUCCGAAUAUUCUUCGCAGAAGUGAGGUUAUUGCUACUGAGGAGGUCGCACUAUCUCCUUUGCAGACGGCCCUUGAGCGCACGUGGCGCAAGACGCAAGAACUGUACUUGCUUUACCGACGCGCAGCCUCCGGGGAGGAUAAUAGUUUAAUGAACUUGACCGAGGCUCUGGAGCAAUUGCUGGAGCUCCAUUCGAGUUCACUAAGCUGUGUCGCUCACUAUCGUGUGUUCCUGACGGACGAGCCGGAUGAGGAGGAUGAGGAGGAAGAUGAUGCCAACACGCCGAAACCCGUGGACCCAUUGAAGAAUGCCCUUGCUGUGGCCCUCAUCGAUCACGCUUUGGCGAUCAAGCACGCUCUAUCGUUGUAUUCCCGUCCAUCACAUCAAGCUACGCAAAUCGAGUUAACGCGGCGGUUCGAGGAGGCUUUUGCCCCUGAACUCUCUUCUCUCCGUCCUGUUGAGAUUGUUCCUCCCCAGCUGUUACACAGCCAGUCACCUAUUUCCUCGGAGAGUCGACAAACGACUGCCCUUCCACGAUCUAUCAGUCCGGAGCAGGAGCUAAUUCGGGCUUCACGCAAGAACAGCCAGAUUGGCCGGCGAGCUUCUCGGAAGCAGUCUGUCAGCCACCGAAUCAGCAUAAUGAAUCCGUUCAAGCGCUCAAAUCACGGGACGAGCAACUCCGUUGCUACGAUUCAAGGCCAGCCCAACGGCAAGAUGAACGGCCACACUCCCACUGCCAAGGUUGAAGAGGCUGACAUUGAUGAUGCUGCUACGGUUCACAGUCGGACGACCAACCAAUCACGAGACACAAACACAAAACGACGGAGUUUCUUCGGCGAGGUCCUACAGAAACACACCUCUUCAUUGUCGAUAAGUACUAGUGUUGCCGGCGACGAGACCAAGUCCCAGAAACAGCAACGAUCCCGGAGUGCGUCACGCAGUGUGGCGGGCAAAUCGGUGGACAAUGUCAGCCACGCCACUUCUCGGCAUAACGGUACUGUGGAGGAUCGGCCGACACCAACCAUAAUCACCAGCCCCAAGGGAGGGUGGUCGACUAUACCCUCGCUUACAGAGCCCCCGCGACCUGUGACACGGAGCAGUGCAACUUCCAUCCAAAGUCCCGAGCUUCGAAGCCCCGUCUCCCAAAGUCAUAGCUCCAACGGUGCCGGCAACGCCAACGGCGGUGUACGCGACUCGGUUAAGAAGCGAUUCAGCCUGCUCAAGGGCGUCAGCCGAAAAGCCAGCCGACUCGAUUUCAAAAGCGGCCAAACAGUUCACGAGGAGUGA